GGCGGCUGCGACCUGGCCCGGCCCGGGCCGCUCCUGUCCGCCGUAGGUCGCGCUCGUUCGACCCCGGCUCCGCAGCCCCGCGGCCUCGCGUCCCCGCGUCCCCGGCCGGCCCGCGCAGUAGGUGCCUGGUAAAUAUCCUAGAAUUUUCAAAACGGAAAAAACCUGCUUUUAGGGGACAAUGCUGAGGGACAGUAUGAAAUCUUGGAAUGACAGCCAGUCAGAUCUCUGUAGCAGUGACCAAGAAGAGGAAGAAGAGAUGGUUUUUGGUGAAAAUGAAGAUGAUUUGGAAGAGAUGAUGGAUUUAAGUGAUCUACCUACCUCUCUGUUUGCCUGUAGUGUCCACGAAGCAGUAUUUGAAGUCCAGGAGCAGAAGGAGAAAUUUGAAGCACUUUUCUCCCUCUAUGAUGACCAAGUUACAUUUCAAUUAUUUAAAAGCUUUAGAAGAGUCAGAAUAAAUUUCAGCAAGCCUGAAGCAGCAGCAAGAGCUCGAAUAGAACUCCAUGAAACAGACUUCAAUGGGAAGAAGCUGAAGCUGUAUUUUGCACAGGUGCAGAUGUCUGGUGAAGCCCGGGACAGAUCCUACCUACGGCCGCCACAGCCCGCCAAGCAGUUCCUCAUCUCCCCACCAGCCUCUCCUCCCGUGGGCUGGAAGCAGAGCGAGGAUGCGAUGCCUGUGAUCAACUACGAUUUACUCUGUGCCGUUGCCAAACUGGGGCCAGGGGAGAAGUACGAACUGCACGCGGGAACCGAGUCCACCCCGAGCGUGGUGGUGCACGUCUGUGAAAGCGAAACCGAAGAGGAAGAAGAAACGAAAAACCCCAAACAGAAAAUCACCCAGACUCGGCGCCCCGACCCUCCCACCGCAGCGCUGAACGAGCUACCGACCUUCCACUGUGCGCCCUGAGGCCCUGGUGCGGUGUGGGGAGGCAGCUGUGCCACUGCACCUUAGGGACGAGGCCUCCUCCUGGGAGGCGGCCCUGCAGGGCGGGGCGGGCGCUCUCCAGCCCCCCAGUGCGCCUGCGCUGGGCAGGGAGCUGAGCGGUCGUUUCCUGUUUGAAUUUUGAGUGAUGUCCUAAAUGGCACUUUAAAGGAUUAGGCCCCAAAAUGUGGCAACUCAUGACCUUUUUAAACAGUAGCAACUGAGGAAAAUGCCCCCUCCCCGCCAACUUUAGUUCCCGAUUGCAUAUAGCAUGAGAUACCGAAAACCAGAAUUAUAAUUACCCAGCACAGUAGCAUUUUUACAAAUUUAAAAAAUCUUCAAUUUUAAUAACCUGGUGUGGGUAUUUUUGUACUGGUAUAAUGGCUUCUAACAUAUAUUGAUGAAAGGUUGUUAUUCAGUAUAUGUAGCAUUUUUUGUCCGAAGAGAAAUACAGAAUAAUUCCCAAAAAUGCAUAAAAUUCAUUUUCUGAAGUAUUUUCAUUAGCUUUGGGGGAAGAACUGCCAAAUCCACUCCAAUCAUCGGAACUGAAUGGCACAGGUCAAAGUGUGUGCUGAAUGUAAUGUGCAUUUGGGCAACUCGUAGUCUUUACAUUAGAAAACAAUAAGAUUUUCUGAAGACCAUUUAAAAAUUUUUUCCAUCUAAACAUUUUCAGCCUGCUUAGGAAGUAAAGUCAUACAUACUAUUUUUUUAUGAAUUAGGGGAUGAGGGGAGAGAUCAUGCUUUUCUUUUUGGGUGACUUUUUUUUAACCUUAGCUUGCAGUUAACAUUUUUCUCUAAAAUAGAAUUGUUUCCUGCUUGUGUUUCAGAAUGUAUGAUGGAACCUCCUAACGUAGCAGCAGAGAUCUUUUUGAGCUUUGGGGCCUAUUCCCUCAUAUAAAAAUCUCAUGACUAAGGCUGUUUGCUUUGGGCCACCUGGCUCUGUUGUUUAUGUGGCAGAUGCUAGGAGCUCCCUGGUAUCUCUGGGAAGGGCUUGCUUUUCAUUUAGAACUAAUAAACCAAAGUGGCUGUCACUCCAAAGAAAAAAAAGUGGAGAAAUUCAAGCUAUGGUAUUUGUAUAUUUUGGUAACAUGUUACUGUGGUUUAGUUUUCAUUAUGGUAGAAUUUCUUUUUUUCAUUCUUUCUUUUUUUUUUUGGUACUGGGGAUGGAACUCAGGACUUGUACUUUCGAGGCAGGCAUGGUGCCACUGAGCUAAAUCCCCUGCCCUAGAAUUUAUUUCUUAGGAUUUAAACUACACUGCAUACACACACAAACACAAGUUUCUCUUUUCCUUGCCAUCAAAUAUUGUGAGAUGAUAAACUUCUCUUUUAUAUAUUCACCACUGCUAAUGUAAAAUGUAAAUUCAUUUGAAAUUUACAAUUCAUAAGCAACUUAUUUAUUAAAUUCAGAUUGUCACUUGUCAAUUUAACUGACAGCCACUCAAUAAAUUUAUUCUCAAAUUUU
Heterocephalus glaber (naked mole-rat) is the source of this 2381-nucleotide messenger RNA. RefSeq names its product regulator of calcineurin 3 (gene Rcan3). Gene Ontology annotation, biological process: calcium-mediated signaling. The record is from RefSeq and is a predicted model, not a curated record. Gene Ontology annotation, molecular function: nucleic acid binding; calcium-dependent protein serine/threonine phosphatase regulator activity. Lineage: Eukaryota; Metazoa; Chordata; Mammalia; Rodentia; Bathyergidae. Gene Ontology annotation, cellular component: cytoplasm; nucleus.